AUGUUACCUAGCAUGUUCGUAACUUUCGUCCCAAGCGCGAUGAUCGCUCAAGUCAACACUUUGUUUGUCAAACAAGGAACCACUCUAAACGCAAAGGUCGCCGGAAACUUCAGCAUCCCACCGGCGAGUCUCUCCGCCUUCGUCACGGUCUCAUUGCUAAUCUCCAUAGUCUUAUACGAUCGAGUUUUUGUCAAGAUCACCCGAAAAUUCACAGGAAAUCCAAGAGGCAUUACUUUGCUUCAACGAAUGGGAAUUGGUCUUAUCUUCCACAUCAUCCUCAUGAUCGUAGCAUUCAUCACCGAAAGGUAUAGACUCAAAGUUGCUGCUGAUCAUGGACUCAUCCACCAAACCCGAGUAAAACUACCUUUGAGCAUCUUUGCUUUGCUUCCUCAAUUCGUGCUAAUGGGUAUGGCUGAUGCUUUCUUAGAAGUUGCAAAGCUAGAAUUUUUCUACGAUCAAGCUCCAGAGAGCAUGAAAAGUCUCGGGACAUCGUAUACUUUGACGAGUUUAGGGAUUGGGAAUUUCUUGAGCAGUUUCCUGUUGUCGACGGUUUCUAAGAUUACGAAGAAACGAGGAAGAGGAUGGAUUUUGAACAAUCUUAACGAGUCUAGGUUGGAUUAUUAUUACUUGUUCUUUGCGGUUCUUAAUUUGGUUAACUUCGUCUUGUUCUUGGUCGUGGUUAAGUUUUAUGUUUAUAGAGUUGAGGUCACUGUUUCAAUGGAUCUGAAAGAAGAGGAGGCGAAGGUUAUGGUUAGGGAUGUCGAAGAGAAAGAAUAA
This is a messenger RNA of Microthlaspi erraticum, 777 nucleotides long. NCBI's taxonomy places the organism in Eukaryota, Viridiplantae, Streptophyta, Magnoliopsida, Brassicales, Brassicaceae. The record is from the annotation of a GenBank genome assembly.